Molecule: messenger RNA, 4309 nt
Organism: Monopterus albus (swamp eel)
Lineage: Eukaryota; Metazoa; Chordata; Actinopteri; Synbranchiformes; Synbranchidae
Gene: supt16h
Product: SPT16 homolog, facilitates chromatin remodeling subunit
Exons: 25
Coding region: 532-3639 (1035 amino acids)
Biological process (GO): transcription elongation by RNA polymerase II
Cellular component (GO): FACT complex
Molecular function (GO): nucleosome binding
Source: RefSeq, a predicted model, not a curated record
AAUAAAAUUGAGUAAAAUAAGGAGAGAAAGAUUUCACCAUAAAGCAUUUGGACAUUUAUUUAUUAGUUUUACAAUACUUUUUAGCUGGAAUCAAACAAGGUUAAUUUGGUCCUUAUUGUGGUUUUUAAUACCGUAUUUCUUCUUCCUCCCAUAAAAGCUGGUAUGUGAAAAUCGGAGGGGGAGGGAGAGGAAAAAGAAGCACACGAGGGAGGAAGGAAGGAGGGGAAUCUGAGGACUUAAUUGUAACAGAUUGUGUGUGGCGAAAAGAAGAAGAAGAAAAAAACCCUUAAUGCUACAUUUGCGUAUUUCAACCGAGUGGAUGCUUAUUAAUAUUACUGCGUGGCUUGUUUUUACAUGACUCAGUGGGAAAGGCCGGUGUAAUUGUGAAAUUGCGAGAGAAGCAGCAGCAUCCCGAAGUGGUGUCUUAGCAGGCGAGGAAAGUAAGUGCGUUGUUAUUAGUUGACGGAUCGUCAUCCUCCGGCCUGCUGAGGAGCGAAGCCGGGAGCUGGAGUUUGCAACAGAGGAACCACUAUGGCGGUAAACCUUGACAAGGAAGCGUACUACCGCCGGAUCAAGAGAUUAUACAGCAAUUGGAAGAAAGGAGAAGAUGAAUUUGGCAAAGUCGAUGCUAUUGUGGUGUCUGUUGGAGUGGACGAGGAAAUUGUGUACGCCAAAUCCACAGCCAUACAGACCUGGCUGUUUGGCUACGAAUUGACGGACACCAUCAUGGUGUUUUGUGACACCAAAAUCAUCUUCCUCGCCAGCAAGAAGAAGGUGGAUUUUCUCAAACAGGUGGCUAUAACAAAAGGCAACGAGAAUGCCAACGGUGUUCCGCCCAUCACCCUGCUCACCAGAGAAAAGAAUGAGAGCAACAAGGGAAACUUUGACAAGAUGAUCGAGGCAAUCAGGGGCAGCAAAGAAGGUAAGACGGUGGGGAUCUUCAGCAAGGACAAGUUCCCCGGGGAGUACAUGAAGAGCUGGAAUGACACGCUCACGGCAGAGGGACUGGAGAAGGUGGACAUCAGCGCUGUGGUCGCGUACACAAUGGCGGUGAAGGAGGACGGUGAGCUUGGCCUGAUGAAAAAGGCAGCGGCCAUUACCAGCGAGGUUUACUCCAAGUUCUUCAAGGAGCGCGUCAUGGAGAUUGUCGAUGCAGAUGAGAAAGUGCGUCACAGUAAACUGGCAGAGUCUGUGGAGAAGGCCAUCGAGGAGAAGAAGUACCUUGGUGGUGCCGAUCCGUCCACAGUGGAGAUGUGUUAUCCUCCCAUCAUCCAGAGCGGAGGAAACUACAGCCUCAAGUUCAGCGUGGUCAGUGAUAAGAACCACAUGCACUUCGGUGCCAUCACAUGUGCCAUGGGCAUCCGCUACAAGUCGUAUUGCUCCAACCUGGUGCGAACUCUGAUGGUGGACCCCCCUCAGGAGAUGCAGGACAACUACAACGUUCUCCUGCAGGUGGAGGAAGAGCUGCUCAAAGAGCUCAAACACGGUGUGAAAAUCUGUGACGCCUACAACGCCGUGCUGGAGUAUGUGAAGAAGGAGAAGCCAGACCUUGUAGCAAAGCUGACCAAAAACCUCGGCUUUGCAAUGGGAAUAGAGUUCAGAGAAGGCUCCUUGGUUUUGAAUGCUAAAAACCAGUACAGACUGAAAAAAGGCAUGGUGUUCAGUAUCAGUCUGGGUUUCGCUGACCUCGUGAAUAAAGAUGCUAAGAAAGAAGAGCAGAAGAAGUACGCCUUGUUUAUUGGUGACACAGUACAGAUCAACGAGGAGGAAACUGCUACGAUACUUACACCAGUCAAGAAAAAGAUAAAAAAUGUGGGGAUCUUCUUGAAGAAUGAUGACGAAGAAGAUGAGGAGGAAGAUGGCGAUGAUGCCGAAGAGCUGCUGGGGAAAGGAGCUCGGAGCGCAGCGCUGCUCGCGGACAGAACCAGACUACUUGGGAAGAAUGAGAUGACGGCGGAGGAAAAGAGGCGGGCUCACCAGAAGGAGUUGGCCAAUAAUUUGAAUGAAGAAGCCAAGCGCCGUCUGACGGAGCAGAAAGGAGAGCAGCAGAUUCAGAAGGCCAGAAAGUCCAACGUGUCCUAUAAGAACAUCUCUCAGAUGCCCAGAGAAAAAGACAUCAGAGACAUGAAGAUUUUCAUCGACAAGAAGUAUGAGACUGUCAUUAUGCCCGUCUUUGGCAUCGCCACGCCGUUCCACAUCGCCACCAUCAAGAACAUCAGUAUGUCUGUUGAAGGAGACUACACCUAUCUGAGGAUCAAUUUCUACGUCCCUGGCAGCUCCUUAGGGCGACAGGAGGGAAAUAUCUUCCCUAACCCAGAUGCCACAUUUGUUAAAGAAAUCACGUACCGAGCGUCCAACCUGAAGGCUCCUGGCGACAUGUCGGUGCCCUCCACCAACCUGCAGAACGCUUUCCGCAUCAUCAAGGAGGUGCAGAAGCGCUACAAAACACGGGAGGCUGAAGAGAAGGAGAAGGAGGGCAUCAUCAAACAAGACUCGCUAGUCAUCAACCUCAACCGCAGCAACCCCAAACUCAAAGACCUCUACAUCAGACCCAACAUCGCACAGAAGAGGAUGCAGGGCUCACUGGAGGCACAUACUAAUGGUUUCCGCUUCACAUCAGUCCGCGGUGACAAAGUGGACAUUCUUUACAAUAACAUCAAACACGCCAUCUUUCAGCCAUGUGAGGGGGAGAUGAUCAUUGUACUGCACUUCCACCUCAAGAACGCCAUCAUGUUUGGCAAGAGGCGUCACACGGACGUCCAGUUCUACACUGAGGUCGGGGAGAUCACCACAGACUUGGGCAAGCACCAGCACAUGCACGACAGAGAUGACCUGUACGCCGAGCAGAUGGAGCGGGAGAUGAGGCAUAAGCUGAAGUCAGCGUUCAAGAACUUCAUUGAGAAGGUGGAGACGCUGACUAAAGAGGAGCUGGAGUUCGAGGUGCCCUUCAGAGACCUGGGGUUCCAGGGCGCCCCCUACAGGAGUACCUGCUUGCUACAACCCACAUCCAGUUCCCUUGUCAAUGUUACUGAAUGGCCGCCAUUUGUCGUCACUCUGGACGAGGUGGAGUUGGUCCACUUUGAGCGUGUGCAGUUCCACCUUAAGAACUUCGAUGUUGUCAUCAUCUACAAGGACUACAACAAGAAGGUCACCAUGAUCAAUGCUGUGCCCGUCAAUUCCCUCGACCCCAUCAAGGAGUGGCUCAACUCGUGUGACAUCAAGUACACAGAGGGAGUCCAGUCCCUAAACUGGACCAAGAUCAUGAAGACCAUCGUUGAUGAUCCAGAGGGCUUCUUUGAGCAGGGAGGCUGGUCUUUCUUGGACCCAGAGAGCGAGGGAAGUGGUGCAGAGGAAGACUCAGAAUCCGAAAUGGAGGAUGAAACAUUCAAUCCAUCUGCAGAUGAAGAAGAGUAUGAGGAGGAAGACAGUGAUGAGGACUACAGUUCAGAGACAGAGGACUCUGUAGAUUACAGCGCGUCACUGGGCAGCGAGGAGGAGAGUGGUAAAGAUUGGGAUGAGCUGGAAGAAGAAGCCAGAAAAGCUGACAGAGAGAGUCACUACGAGGAUGAAGACACCUCCAACAGGAAGAGAAAAGUCCAGUCAUCAGCUCCACCCAGCAAGAAGAAGCGACGGUCCUAAACAUCUGUCUCUCUCUCUCUCACACUCUCACACUCACACACACACACACACACACACACAUACUGCCAAACCUAGCUGGCCUUCGACCCUUCCUUUUACCCCAACUGGCUCUUGUGGUUCAUACACUUCACACAGACACACACGUGUAUACACAUGUGUAUAUAGAUGUAGAAGCCCCUUAUUUUUAUGUUGGUCAGUGAGGUGUCACGUUGAAUUGGUAAGAAAGAACCAGCAGGACGGGCACACGUACUUCAUUUAUCAUUUCUUUGUUUCCACCUCCCAUCUCCAUCUAUCCAUCAUCAGGGUUUCAUGUGUGUGUGUGUGUGUGUGUGUUUCAGUGUGGUGUUUUUUUUUUUUUUUUUAAAUGCCAGCACUGUUCAUUUUCUGUUUAAAAGAUGUUUCUUAACUAACAGAUAAUAAUAAAAAAAAAAGAUGACAUAUCAUUUGCCAAGUGUUUUAUAUAAAAACUGGGAAACGUACCAUCUCCUGCACAUCUUUGUCUGUUUCAUUAUUCAGUGUUUGUUAAAUCAUGGCGGUUAGAUGGAACAUUUUUAGUUUUAGGGGGGGUGAAUACACUGAUCUUCCCCUCCCCUUUUAAUAAAUUCGUCAAUUUUUGCAGCCAGACGCGUGCGCACACACACACACACACACACACACACAAGUCUCCUUC